Messenger RNA from Alnus glutinosa, 1623 nucleotides. RefSeq lists its product as uncharacterized. Bases 402 to 1478 code for a protein of 358 amino acids. The transcript has 3 exons. NCBI's taxonomy places the organism in Eukaryota, Viridiplantae, Streptophyta, Magnoliopsida, Fagales, Betulaceae. The record is from RefSeq and is a predicted model, not a curated record.
UCAUCUGCAAUAACCAAUGCUUUAGUGAGUUUGGCUCAGUCUUCUCUACACAUCUGCCUUUGUUUCUUCCUCCAUAUCCUCUUUUUUUUUUUCCUCUCUUCCUAGUUGUUUCUUUUGGUUUAUCUAGCACACCAAUCCAUAUCAGCAACAAGAGGUUUUGAUCAGUUUGGCUUGUUCUUCUCUACUCUCUCUUCUUCUUUCUUCUGUCCACUCUGCCAUAGAUUCUAUUAUUUCCUAAAUCUUCCAGCCUAAACCCAAUUCCACAGCUAGAGAGUGUUUUCGCAAGUGAAUUUGUAUUACCACUCUUUUUUCUCCUGAUACUUUGACUUUUUCCUCAAAUCUUCCUAAGUCUAGUAUAUUUGGCCCAUGAACAAAGCUUAGUGGCGGAGAGAGUACAUACUAUGGGAAGGAACACUGAAGAACAGGUUGUUUCACUUGCAGGAUCAAAGGAAGGUGAUAAUAAACAUUCCCUCUUUGCUUCUAUACACAAACCACCUGCAGAAAAUAGCAAAACAAGCAGUUUGAUUGUUAAGAAAGCGCGUACCGUGAUACCUGCUCACAUCGUAGCUGAAGCCAUAUCAACAUUGCACGAUCUUGAUCUCAGAUGGUCAGGCCCGAUCACGCCAACAGAAAGGCUAUAUGUUGAACAGUAUGUUUUAGCAAAGUACCCGCAAUAUGCCGGGCUAGUUGAAGGAGAAAAGAUAGAUCUCUCUAGCCUUUGCAUCAAUGAGGAGCCCUCAGAACCCAUGUUUGAUGAUAGGGGGAAGUCCCCAAGAGGUACCUUCAGAGAGCCUUCCACACCCUCUUUUGGAAGCAGGCAUCCUGACUUGGAUAGGAUCCAGUUGGAGCCAUCAAGAUUGCUUGAUAUUCUCACCAAGAAAUCCACCUUUCCUGGAAGUUUUAUCUCAAUCCCCGAAAUCCAAGCUCGGAACAAGGCUUUGAAGCACUGUGGAUUAUCUGAUGAUGACUACCUUGUUCUCUUCACUCCAAGCUACCAGGAUGCCAUGAAGUUAGUUGGGGAGAGCUACCCCUUCAUCAAGGGAAACUUCUACAUGACCAUUAUCGGGGAAGAAGAAGAAGACUGCAUAAGGGAGUUUGCUACUUUCAAGGAAUCCAAAGUCAUAUCAGCACCAGAGACUUGGCUGGAUUUGAGGAUCAAGGGAUCACAGCUUAGUCAUUAUUUUAGGAGGAAGUGUAAACACAGCCCAAAAGGAUUAUUCUCUUAUCCAGUCGAUGUAAAAGGGACUCGUUAUUCAAUGCAUUGGGUUUCAGAAGCCCAUCGGAACUCGUGGCAUGUUCUGCUUGAUGCAACUGCACUGGUUGUAGGGGAGGAUAGGUUGAAUCUCGCACUACACCGGCCAGACUUUGUGUUGUGUAGUCUUGAUAAUACACAUGCUAAUCCUUCAAGGAUCACUUGCCUCUUGGUCAGAAAGAACUCCUUUGACGCUACGACUGCUUCAUCGCAGGCCAAUGAGUGAGAGGAAAGUACUUUGAUGCUAUCACGACUUCAAAUCAGGGCAACGAGUUAAUGAGGUUUGAUCGACAAUGUUUUUAAAUAUGUUUAAACCAGACUAGUAAUAUCAAUACAUUUUAGCAAUAUAUAUGGACAUUAAAUUUUCCUUA